Molecule: messenger RNA, 1701 nt
Organism: Lottia gigantea (owl limpet)
Lineage: Eukaryota; Metazoa; Mollusca; Gastropoda; Lottiidae
Exons: 12
Coding region: 1-1701 (566 amino acids)
Biological process (GO): sodium ion transmembrane transport; serotonin uptake
Cellular component (GO): neuron projection; membrane
Molecular function (GO): serotonin:sodium:chloride symporter activity; serotonin binding
Source: RefSeq, a predicted model, not a curated record
AUGGAUGGAACUACUAAAAUUAUAGAAAAACCGAGCGAGGAACCGGAGCGAGAAAGUUGGGGCAAAAAAACCGAGUUUUUAUUGUCCGUUGUGGGAUUUGCAGUAGAUUUAGGAAAUGUUUGGCGGUUUCCUUAUAUUUGUUUUAAAAAUGGUGGUGGUGCCUUUCUUAUUCCAUACCUUAUUAUGUUAGUAUUCGGUGGUUUACCUCUAUUUUAUAUGGAACUAGCUCUUGGUCAAUUUCAAAGAUGUGGCUGCCUUACUGUAUGGAACAGAAUCUGUCCAUUGUUCAAGGGUGUGGGAAUGGCUAUCUGUAUAAUUGCUACAUUUGUUGCUAUAUAUUAUAAUACAAUAAUAGCCUGGGCUGUGUAUUUCUUCUUCUCGUCAUUCCGAGCCCAGCCGCCCUGGUUGACGUGUAAUAACACCUGGAACACUCCACACUGCACCACCUUCAGAGAGCGAGCACUGUCCAUGUGUUUUGAGGAUCGCAACGACACGACGGCAUCCACUUACUCCAACUGUUCUGCUAAUGCCACAUCUGAUGAUUAUGCUUCUGCUGCCUCCACUGAGUUCUUUGAGCGAGAAGUAUUAGAGAUGCAGUAUUCCUCUGGUUUAGAUAAUGUAGGUCCGGUAAAAUGGACCAUGGCUCUGUGUUUAAUGACUGUAUUUCUAAUUGUGUAUUUUGCCCUGUGGAAAGGAAUUAAAAGUUCUGGGAAGGCUGUUUGGGUUACUGCUAUAUUACCAUACGUAGUAUUAAUAAUCUUACUAAUCAGAGGCAGUACUCUACCAGGAGCGUAUGAAGGAAUUAAGUUUUUUAUUACCCCGAAGUGGGAAAUGUUGUUAACAAUAACGGUGUGGCUUGAUGCUGCAGCUCAGAUCUUCUUCUCUCUCGGUCCAGGGUUCGGUGUUCUUUUAGCUUUAUCUAGUUAUAAUAAAUUCAACAACAAUUGUUACAAAGAUGCGUUAGCUACCAGUGCUAUAAAUUGUGGUACAAGUCUUUUAGCCGGUUUUGCCGUGUUUACAGUAUUAGGCUACAUGGCUCAUGAACAACAUAAAUCCAUAGAUGAAGUUGCUCGAGCAGAUGUUGGUUUGAUUUUCGUGGUAUAUCCAGAAGCUAUAGCUACAAUUGAUGGUUCUUCUUUCUGGGCUAUUAUAUUCUUCUUUAUGUUAAUUAUGUUAGGGUUGGACACAACGUUUGGAGGUCUUGAAGCUAUUAUAACUGGUAUAUUAGAUGAAUGGCCAUGGUUGAGGAAACGACGUGAAUUAUUUGUUAUCUGUCUGAUGUUUUAUUGUUUCCUGGGUGGACUAGCCUCAACUACUUAUGGUGGUAUUUAUAUUGUACAAUUAAUGGAUGUCUAUGCAGCACCAAUCUCCAUUUUAUUAGUGGUGUUCUUAGAAGCUAUAGCAGUAGGCUGGAUCUAUGGUGUAAAACAGUUUAGUAAAGAUAUUGAACUAAUGAUUGGUAAACCUCCAGGUUUAUUCUGGCAAGUCUGUUGGGCGUUCAUCAGUCCAUUUUUCUUAUUAACAUUAUUCGUACUGUCAGUGUUAAACACACCCCCACCAAGUUAUGGUACCUAUGUCUACCCAGUCUGGGCUAAUAUUAUUGGCUGGCUGAUAGUCUUGUCCCCAUUACUUUCAAUUACUAUUUAUAUGGCUUAUGCCUUCCUCAAGGCUAAAGGUUCCUUCAGAGAGGUGAGAUAUUAA